Sinocyclocheilus rhinocerous is the source of this 1923-nucleotide messenger RNA. RefSeq names its product G protein-coupled receptor 137 (gene gpr137). The record is from RefSeq and is a predicted model, not a curated record. NCBI's taxonomy places the organism in Eukaryota, Metazoa, Chordata, Actinopteri, Cypriniformes, Cyprinidae. The coding region runs from base 375 to 1496 and encodes 373 amino acids. The transcript is spliced from 8 exons. Gene Ontology annotation, cellular component: lysosomal membrane. Gene Ontology annotation, biological process: positive regulation of TORC1 signaling.
GAAGAAGAAGAAGAAGUGAUGAAGGAAAGGAUUUAUCGGAUUUGUUACGUCGAUUACACGGUCUUAGUCAUUUGUAAGGUGCACAUCACAGGUUGAUUGAUACGAGGAGUUCCGAGAAAUGACAUUUCAGACUUUUGUUUUUCUUUCUUCGUCGCGUAGUUUGAUCCUGGCUUCAUCAUAUGUGACAGAAUAUUGUAUAGAAAAUUAGACUAAUGAUAAUCCACGCUUGCCUGAACAUGCCUGAAAUUUGUUUUUCCUUUUUGUUAAUGAUUAAUCUUGACAUUUUGCACCAGUUUUGUUUUAUUUUAUUUUAAAGCUUUGAUCUAUGCAUUGUAUUAUAUUAUUUUAAUUAUUUUUUUACAUCCAUCAUCAUAAUGCAAGCUCCAGUUCCACCUUCCCCCAUGAAACCAGCCGUGGCCCCUUCAGUAGAGCUGGGUGUCACGGUUCUUUACACUUGUCUUUAUGGGGGUCUGUUUUUAGUCGUGUAUGUUCAGCUUUGGCUGCUGUUACUCUACCGGCAUAAGCGAUGGAGUUACCAGAGUAUUUUUCUUUUUCUUUGCCUGUUCUGGGCAGCGCUUCGCACAACGCUCUUCUCCUUUUAUUUUCGUAAUGCCCUUGCGGCCAACCAUCUGCCCACUCCAGUCUACUGGCUCCUUUACUGCUUCCCAGUGUGCUUACAGUUCUUCACUCUGAGUCUCUUCAACAUUUACUUCACUCAGGAGUUGCUCAAAGUUCGAAGCGUGUUCAGCGUUAAGCCCAGGAAAGGACUAUGGGCGGCUCGGUGGGUGUAUGCCACCAUGAGCGUCAUCUUCCUGUGUGUCAAUAUAGUAUGCGCAAGCCUCGGACAGCAUGGCGCCUCCGGUGGAGCUGGUGAAGACACUUGGAGGCUGGUUCUGGUUCGAGUGCUGGUUAAUGACCUACUGUUCAUUUUGGAAGCUGUGUGUCUGGCCACGUCUCUGCUCCUCUUAACUCGAUCCUCGCCUCCUACCACCCCUUAUCUACGCAGUAAGGGGUUUUGUCGGACUGCGGUGCUGGGGGCAGGUGUCAUCUUGCUCUUCUCUAGCAGGGCAUGCUACAAUCUUGCUGUGCUGUUUUUGUCUCAGAAUCAUAAAGUGGAGGCCUUCGACUAUGACUGGUACAACAUCUCUGAUCAGGCUGACCUUCAGAGUGAGCUUGGAGACAGAGGCUACAUUAUCUUCGGAGCUGUUCUCUUCAUUUGGGAGCUGCUUCCUACCAGCCUGCUCAUUCUCAUCUUCAGAGUUCGCCAGCCUCCUCAAGAAAAGAACUGCAGCCCAGCGAUGUGCAACACACGAGGCUCACGCUCAUAUUUCUUUGACGACCCUCGUGGAAUGGAUGGCGACACGGGUUCUCUCUGGAGUCACAGUAUCAAUCCUCAUAGCAGCUGGUUUGGAUCCAGUGAGACGACUCCACUCCUCUUCAACCGGACUCAGCAGAGCAACCAGCACCACUCUCUUUACUCCACUCCACAGACCUGACCACUAUGCAAAGCUGCAGAGAUCUUCUGUGACCUUCUCAGGCGAUAGCACAGCAUCACCUCUUCCUGUUGAGUAGCUCAAUAGGUUCAUUUGCACUAAUACUCAUCAGAAGCAUCUGUACUUCUGAAGUUGCACCUUGACUUUUUAAAGCAGACCACAAUAGACUAGAUGCUUGUGAUUAAAAAGGGACCAGUUAAAGAUUUUUCUAUAAGGAGUGAAGGAGGAGUUAUUACCACAUUUGUCUUUUCUUAAUUUAUAAGGGUAUCCUUGAAAUGUAUUAACACAUAUUUUUUAUUAUUUUGUGUGGGAUGAUGACCUUCCAUUUUUAAAUGGUGCAUAAGAAAGCAAUAAUUUUGGUACUAACCGUGUGCUGAUAUUUUGACAAUGUAUUUUAAUAAAAAAACUAAUUUAAACAGUUUCAUUUGUA